AUGUCUGAUAGUGAGUCAGAUUUGGAUGAUGGCAGCACGUCAGAGUUGUCAGGUCAUUGGACUGAUGGUUGGAACACCGAUUCGGGAGAUGGGGAUUACUUGAACGGGUUGGAGGAACCGCUGACUGAGGAAGGGGAUAGUGGCCAUUCCGACAGUGAAUACGAUGGUGGAAGCUAUAUGCAUGCUGCUGAUGCGCGAGGAGAUUCUAUUAAAGACGAGGAGGAGAAUAUUGUUAGGAAGUUUUUCUACUGCAAUUGCCAAGGGCUGCGUGAAAAGAAGCAUUACGAGCGAGUUGAUAGAAAAAGGACUCAUAAACCGGAGACGAGAACAAAUUGCAAUGCCAAGCUUGUGGUGUUUCUGGACAAAAGUUAUGGGAAAUGGCGGACAAAAAUAUUGGUCGAGGAACAUAAUCACGAAUUGGCGCCCCAAGAGUUCACUAAUGUCAUGGCUCCACAUAGGAAGAUCCCAGAAGGGCACAAAGCGCAUAUACAUAGAAUGCAUGAAGCUGGGUUCAAAACAACUCAAAUAAUGGGCUUCAUUGCCCACAUGUGUGGUGGAUAUCGGAAUCUUAACUUCAUUAGUAAGGACUUGUAUAAUUAUAUGGAUGGAGUUAGGCAAUCAAGGAUUGUCGAGGGAGAUGCAGCCGCAGCAAUAAGCUACUUUAAGGGCAAGGCUGAGUUGGAUCUGAUGGCAGUUGUGUAG
This is a messenger RNA of Arachis stenosperma, 702 nucleotides long. RefSeq lists its product as uncharacterized. The record is from RefSeq and is a predicted model, not a curated record. NCBI's taxonomy places the organism in Eukaryota, Viridiplantae, Streptophyta, Magnoliopsida, Fabales, Fabaceae. The transcript has 2 exons. The coding region runs from base 1 to 702 and encodes 233 amino acids.